CCUGUGACGUCUCGCCCAACGCGAGGUCAUUUGUUUUAAGUCGGCAAACGCUAAAAUAUCCGGCUAAACUCAUUGAUUAUCGGAUGAGUUAUUAAAGAUAAAACAAUGGAUAAUCCACAUAUUAAAUAGUUCAUCGACUAUAUUUGCAUUUGAUACUCCAUUUUUAAAGAAAAAUGUCUGAACUCAAUUUAGCCCUCUCCAAAGAAGGCUGGUACCUUACAGAUGAAGGAAUAGAGGAGUUGAAAGCCACUUCUGAGAAACCCUCAGCUAAUUACAUUAUUCGCAUUGCACUUAAUAGUGACUUGAGGACUAUUGGCAGGAAGUUUCUCCCUGCGGACGUCAACAGUGGCCGGGUGGAGAAGGUGGAGGGUCCGUGUGUGCUGCAGGUGCAGAAGGUGAGGAACGUGUCGGCCCCCAAGGACCAUGAGGAGUCUCAGGGAGCCCCCAGGAUGCUGCGGCUGCAGAUGACAGACGGACACACCAACGCUGUGGGCCUCGAGUUCAAACACCUCUCCCAGAUCAGUCUGAACACCCCUCCAGGAACCAAGGUGAAGGUCCUUGGUACGGUCCAGGUGAAGAAUGGCAUUCUGCUUCUGGAUGACUCAAAGAUCUCCGUCCUCGGAGGGGAGGUCGACCACAUGAUGGAGAAAUGGGAACUGCAAAGGAGCUUGGCCAAACACAGCAGGAGUAACAUCGGAAGAGAGGGUGGAGCCCCUCCCUUUGUGCCCUUCGGACAGAAGUGUAUAAGGAAUGAGGAAGUGGACUGUAGAGAGCUGGACAGCAGGAAAACCCUGGUCAGCACCAGUGUGGUGAAAACAGCUGAGGAGAAUGAAGAGUUUGAGAAGCAGAGGCUAGCAGCCAUCGCUGAGGUCGCCAAGAACAAAGAGGGAACUCGUACGUUUGGCGGCGGAGGCAAUGCGGGGGGGAACCUGGUUAACACGGGCAGCCGGGACAGCUACCGACGAGGAGACCGAGGAGACAGGGACUCGUACCGGCAGAGACGAGAGGAGAGGACAGAGGAGCCCGGCCGACCAGAAGGAAACUACAGAGAGCUCGGGAGUUACCGGGAACUAGGAAAUUACCGCGAGCUGGUGGAUGAACGGGCCCUAAGGGACAUUAUGGAGAUGGGGUUUGAUAAGGAGGAUGCUCGCCAGGCCCUGAUGGACAACAACAACAACAUGGAGGUGGCUCUCAACAGUCUGCUGACGGGGACCUUCAAACCCCCCCCACCCCCAGAGGAACCCAACCGUCCCCCACCCAGAGACAGAGGAAGGGGUCGUGGCCGGGGUCGGGGGAGGUCCAGCAGGUUUGGGGGUGAGGAUGAGGAGGAAGGAGCAGGAGGAAGACCGUCAGGACCCAGCACUCUGUUUGACUUCCUGGAAUCCAAGAUGGAGAGCUUCUCCAUACAAGAGCCAAAGGGCCAGUCCUCUCAGAGGCACCAUGAGGGUAAGAUGACGUUCCCCCCCAACGACCAGUAUUACCCCCAACGCAGCGACAGCCAGUCCCAGGGCAGGUACCCCCAACGCAGCGACAGCCAGUCCCAGGCCAGGUACCCCCAACGCAGCGACAGCCAGUCCCAGGGCAGGUACCCCCAACGCAGCGACAGCCAGUCCCAGGGCAGGAACCCCCAACGCAGCGACAGCCGCAACGACAGGUCAGACAAUAGGAAUGACUCGUCCAGGAACGACACAUCACGCAAGGAGAGAAAUGAGAGAGCAGACUUCAGGAAGGAGAGGAACGGCGGACCGCCACGCUUCCAGAGGGAUAGUGAAAAGGAUUUCCCUAAACCUGGCCACGACCCCUCCACCACCCCAUCCAGCCCUUCCCCAGCUCCGGCUCCAGCAGGGGGCCAGCAGGGCCAGGAGAGAGCCCAGGACAGAGGCCAGGAAAGGGGCCAGACACAGGAGAAGGCCCCUCCUGGAGGUGGAGGAGGGUCAGAGAGGUGGAGAGAGGCCCAGAAUGAGAGACAAGCAGCCAGGGAGGCAAGAGGACAGACAUCAGUGUUCUGCCCUGCUACGUACCCCGCCCCUGGCCAGAGGAACAGAGAACCCAGAGACAGAACCCAGGGGGAUCCUUCUGGAUCUGGAACAUUCCAGCAGGGAAUCAGAGUAGGUUCUAGUUCUGGGUCCGGAGGGUUCCAGAACCAAAGUCGGAGAGAGCAGCACUCGGUACCUGAUCUGUCGUUUAAUAAAAGAGGAGGAGGAGGGGUGAAGCAGGACAACGGACCAGCACCAGCUGCCUCUAAACCAGGCCAGCACCAGACAGAGUCCAGUUCUAACACUGUAUCAGAACAUAAAGGGAUCCACAGAUCUGACAGCAGAGCUGAGCCCAACUGCAGAAGGAGAGGAGGGGGGAGGUUCCACAGGGAAAGGCCCAACUCUGACAACUUUGACCGUUACCGGGACAACGGACCGUUGAACUCUUCGAACUCGUGGGUUGGCCAAGAGAAGGACUCUAGCGCUGGGGCGCAGGACGGGGGCGUGUCCCGUGGUGAGUCUCGUCCAGUGAAAGGCCAAGUGGGCGGCGGACCGGGCUCAGGGCCACACCUCCAGAACGGUGACUCGUCAACGGAACACAGGACAGGGCCAAUCAAACAACAGAACUCCUCCUCUGGUCCUGCCCCCACGGAGAGGGAGGAGUCACAUAACUGGAACAGCACUAACCCUGCCCAUAACAACUCCAACACCGCCCCCAAGAAGAGGUCAGGGCAGAUCAAAGGGCAGAGGUCAGACCAGGGUCAGGUUGGGUCCAUGGAGCCUGCAGUGUGUCAAGGCCCGGGGAACUGGAAACCAGGAGACCAGGUUUUAGCUCUCUACUGGGAAGAUAACAAGUUCUACAGGUCCAGGAUAGAUGCUGUGCAUCCCUCUGGUUCCACGGCGGUCGUGACCUUUACUGAGUAUGGAAACUGUGAGGAGGUCCUUCUGCACAACAUCAAACCUGUCAACAUGGACUUCUGGACUGAGUCCACAAAGGAUCCCAGAGGUCGACGCAUCUGACCCCAAAACUACAUCUCUCUUCUCUAUGGGUUGCAAAAUUCCGGCAACUUUCCCAGGUUUUUCCCAGAAAUCCUGGUUGGGAGGAUUCCAGAUAUGCUUAUUAUUCCGGAAUCUUUCAACUGGGAUUUCUGGGAAAACCUGAUGACUUUGGGAAAGUUAGUGGAAUUUUGCAAGCCUUCUCUCCUCUUCACCAAUACACGAUGACAACUCUUCCUCGUGUGUUCACUUGUGUGUCCAUAUCAAGAAGUGUGAAACGAUCAGGAGAAGGGCUUGUUGCGCGAAGACGCUGACAACAAGGACUGUAGCUAACGAACUUUGUAAAGUGCACAGCCGCUGUACACGGGGAAGACUUGUAAAAUAGUUUAUUAGACUAAUAAAAACGCUGCUCCUC
Molecule: messenger RNA, 3387 nt
Organism: Coregonus clupeaformis (lake whitefish)
Lineage: Eukaryota; Metazoa; Chordata; Actinopteri; Salmoniformes; Salmonidae
Gene: tdrd3
Product: tudor domain containing 3
Exons: 14
Coding region: 174-2996 (940 amino acids)
Cellular component (GO): nucleus
Molecular function (GO): protein binding
Source: RefSeq, a predicted model, not a curated record